CACUUCUCCUCCUGGCUCAGCUUCUUUCCCUCGAGCGUAGACAACUGUCCGCUUGCGAUUUGAAUUUGGAGUCCUGGAAACCAACUAAGUUGGCGCACCAAGGACGGAAGCGUCGGGGCUUUUGCAACGACUAUGGCAGCUACUACUCGUUCAUACUCAGCGCGGGAAUCGGCUGCCGGUGUGCCAGACGUGAAGUAUCGGCGAACGAACUCGUUGGCUUUCGCGAAGUCGGAUUGCCAUACUUGCUCAUCUCUGGGUGCUCGCUGUGAUCGCCAGCGGCCGAGAUGUACGCCAUGUCAGGACUCCGGCAUUCUGUGUCAGGGUUACUCGAUGAAAUUGACCUGGCACCGGAGUCAUUCCGUGGCCAACAAGCCGCCUAAGGUGGUCAAAUCGGCGAUAAUUCACGAGGCGGCAGGCGACUUAUUACCCAGCUGCGACGACCGUGGGGAUAUCAGUGAUGCACAGCAGUCGACGUCAGCUUGUAACGUUAUCGGUGAUGCACAACAGUCGACGUCAGCUUGUAACGAGAGCUUUGUAGACCUCGGUCGGGCCAAGCGGCACAAGAAAUUCAUGUUCGUGGCGGCACGUCCACCCAAGCGACGAAAGAAGAGUCACAGUGACCAAUCCAUCAAGGGUGAUGUUAGUGCGAUUAGCACGAGGCGGUCGUCGACCAUGGCCUUACCUAAAGCCUCGGUGCAGGUGGUGGAUGAUAAAGCAGAUCCGCAAAUGCCGUUGCAGGUGCAGCAGAGUCAACGGCAAAGUUCAAACACCGCAGAAGAUCGGCCAGUUUUGACUAGCCACGAAGAGGGAGUACAAAUGCAUUUGCUUGCUCCAUCCACCGAUGUUGGUGACCUGGACAUGCCGCCGUUGAGCGAAUGCGAUCCUUCCAGCAGAAGCGUUACAUGGCAGCAACAAGACCUCAACUGGGUUUCUCCUCCAUGUCAGCAACCCUCUGAAAACAUCGAUCUCGAAAGCCUGGAACAAUGCCUGGAGAUUCAACGGCGGCCUCUCAACACGCCGUCUCCUAGCUUCGCCACCGAUAUCAGCCUCGGGUUUUCUCAGAACUUGUGGGAUGAAGAUCUAGACGAACAAUCUCCUUCGUCGGCAGCGCAUUCGACGACCUCGGACUUAUUCGCCCAGGACAUGAUGAUGUCCAUACCUCAAAUGUGCUACUCGACCCUAACGGACAAGUUCUAUGGUCUGUUGGAUAUGUACGACCAAGAAUUCUGCAAAUACCCGAUCACAAACGACUUCUCCGUGAACCCGUAUCGUUACCGGCCAGAGACGACGAGAGGCUCACAGCACCUGCUCCAUGCGAUCGUGGCUCUUUCAUGCCACUUCACUCUGCGAUCUUCCACCCAACCUCAGCCUCCUGCAGACGCUGUCGACCACAAGAACACUGCGCUGGUCCUUUACCAAGGAGCGCUGUCCAAAAAGGACAUCCACAUCCACGGGUUGAGUCUGCUGGACACGGCCAUGGCAUUGUGGCAAUUCGAGGCAACUCUCUCAGCCCUGAACAUCUGGCGCACCCACCUCGGCGAUGCGUACAGCCUGCUCGAACUCUGUGGCGGCAUACCCCGCUGGUCGACUGGAAUCAAAGCCAACAUCCAAGUUGCCAUGUUUCUCUGGUGGGACGCUAUGGUGUCUCUCCUCUGCCGCGAAGAAUGCGUCUUCCCCUAUUCAUACUUCGAAGCCGUGCUCAAAGCCGAAGGCCGCCAGCACUGGACGUUCUACGAACUCAACGGGUGUCCGCGCGAGCUCCUGGUGCCGAUGAUGCAGCUGUCCAAUCUAGCCGCUCGUGAAGCGAGAGAUACUAGUCCUACAUCCAGCGAGACCGUGGCAGGACUUGUCGCGGAGAUCGAGCUUUCGAUCCGUCGGUACGAAUACCAAGGUGGAGGUCUGAGUGAUCUUGUCUUCGAGGGGAUGGACGCGGACGAGGAGGCCCUGCAUAUCGAGCGCGACCGGUACCAUUGCUGUGAGGCAUUUCGGUACUCCCUGCUCAUCUAUAUCCUACGCAUCUUCACGAUCCGCGGGGCGGAUGUCAGGGGUGACGCUGCUGAGCGGAAGCGCGUCCGCGCGAGACUUUCGUUCCUCUCGCGCAUGGCGCUGGAGCACGUCCAUGCCUGUCGGGCCAGCCAUCUGAUUCAGAAACAGGUGCUGUUUCCGGUGUUCGUUGCCGGCGCCGAGUCUAGGGAUCCAGUGCACCGUGGGCUUGUUCGCGACUUUUGUGAGCGAUGGUAUGGCAGGUUCGGAUACCAGAUGUACACGACUGUGCAUGACGUGUUGAGGGCGGUGUGGGCGGAACAGGAUGCAGGGAACGAAGACUACUGGUGGGGAGACGAGCUGGAUUCAAGACGGGCCGUCGAAGGCGUUUUUGUGCAGUUCUGCUUUGGAUAGCUCCCCCAGCUAACGCUUCCGCCGCUACCGCUGGCGUGCCUUGGAGACGGGCCAACGCUGGGAGUGUGAGAGUCUCUGGUAACCACCGAGCCUUGGUUCUCCUUCCUCGCUUGUGUGUGAUGUUGCGUUGGGAUAUAUGGGAUAUAUGGGGGAUACUCCGUACUAGCUAGUAGCUCGAUAGCUCUUUUCUUCAAGUUUCUGCCACCA
This is a messenger RNA of Exophiala xenobiotica, 2604 nucleotides long. RefSeq lists its product as uncharacterized. The record is from RefSeq and is a predicted model, not a curated record. Gene Ontology annotation, molecular function: transcription cis-regulatory region binding; DNA-binding transcription factor activity, RNA polymerase II-specific; zinc ion binding. Gene Ontology annotation, biological process: positive regulation of transcription by RNA polymerase II. The transcript is spliced from 4 exons. Lineage: Eukaryota; Fungi; Ascomycota; Eurotiomycetes; Chaetothyriales; Herpotrichiellaceae. Bases 133 to 2397 code for a protein of 754 amino acids. Gene Ontology annotation, cellular component: nucleus.